This is a messenger RNA of Agrilus planipennis (emerald ash borer), 2498 nucleotides long. RefSeq names its product E3 ubiquitin-protein ligase UHRF1-like. Bases 134 to 2350 code for a protein of 738 amino acids. Gene Ontology annotation, molecular function: protein binding; ubiquitin protein ligase activity. The record is from RefSeq and is a predicted model, not a curated record. Gene Ontology annotation, biological process: protein ubiquitination; negative regulation of gene expression via chromosomal CpG island methylation. Lineage: Eukaryota; Metazoa; Arthropoda; Insecta; Coleoptera; Buprestidae. The transcript has 9 exons.
GAUUUAAAAUAAAAAUUAACCGCCAAUCACCAUCAAUAGGUUAUACACAAGUAUAUAACUUUAUUAUUAAAUAAAAGUAAUAUAUUUUAUUUCGGUAAUCAUUUUUAAAUAAAUCGGAAUAAAACGAAAUUCAAUGUACAUAAAAAUUCGUGAUAUAAAUGCAAAGCCUGAGGAAAAUGAUAUUUUUAUUGAUAUCUCCAAAACCUCCAAAAUCGAACAGAUUAAGAAAAAAAUUGAAGAAGAACGGGGAAUUAAAAUAAAUUGUCAAAGACUGUUAUAUAAAGGAAAGCAGCUAGAAAACGAUUUACGUGUUUUUGAUUAUGAUGUACAAUUAAACGAUGUUAUUCAACUUGUUAUAAGAUCAGAGGAGCAUAUUAACAAAAGCACUGAUAACAAAAAAAAGGAAGAAGGCCCAUCUAAUUCAACUGACAUUGUAAGGGAAGAAAGGAAAAAAGUAGACAGCAAAUAUUUUAAAGUAGGUGAUUUGGUAGAUGCACAUGAUCCAGAAUACACAGCAUGGUUUGAAGGUAUACUCGUUGCUGUGUGGGAAAACAAUGUAGGUUUACAAUCAACAUUAAAUAAUGAGGAUGUUCUUUUUCAAAUUAAGCUAGAAAACUUUGAACAUUUUGCUGACCUAGAAGUAGAAUUUAAAGAUAUCAGACCUAGAUCUUAUUACACCUACAAGAGGUCAGAGCUAAAGAAAGGAAUGAAGGUGCUAGUUAAUUAUAAUAUUGAUGCACCUGACAAGAGAGGCUUUUGGUACAAUUGCAUACUGACCAAUGUAGCAAAAGAAGAAAUUAAAGGAAACAUUCUUGUUGGUGGAGAACAGGCAGCAAUAAAUGACUGUGUAAUUAAGUUUCCAGAUGAAAUUAUGAGAAUAGAAACAAGUUGUUUAUUAACAGAAAAGAAAACUCAGGACUUCAAAGUGGCGCCCUUAAGAAAAUACAAUUACAGAUGUAUAAAUUGCAAAGAUAACAAGAAAAGAAAAUGCAAAGAGUGUGGAUGUCGUAUUUGUGGUUUGAAAAACAAUCCUGAACUUAUAAUUCUAUGUGAUGAAUGCAACUAUGGCCAUCAUACCAAAUGUCUCCUUCCUCCACUAGAAAAAGUCCCUGAAGAAGAUUGGUUUUGUCCUACAUGUAAAGUGGAUGAAAAUGAAAUUGUUAAGGCCGGUGAAAAACUAAAGUUUAGUAAGAAAAAAGCCAAAAUGGCAAGUUCGAAAAAUACCAACUCAAACAGAGAUUGGGGCCGCGGCAUGGCGUGUGUCGGGAGAACUAAGGAAUGCACUAUUGUUCCAAAAAACCACUACGGGCCAAUUCCCGGUGUUGAAGUGGGAACUAGUUGGAAAUUUCGACUACAGGUUUCAGAAGCAGGAGUACAUCGACCUCAUGUUGCAGGAAUUCAUGGCAGGGAAACAGACGGAGCUUAUAGCCUGGUCUUAAGUGGCGGUUACGAGGACGAUGUUGAUUUGGGCGAUGAAUUUUACUACACGGGAUCAGGAGGACGGGAUCUUUCUGGAAAUAAACGAGUGUCCGGGCAGAGCUGCGACCAGUCGUUAACUCGCAUGAAUAAGGCUUUAGCUUUAAAUUGUAACGCGGAAUUUAACGAUAUAAAGGGAGCAUCUGCGAAAGAUUGGCGAAAUGGUAAACCGGUAAGGGUGGUGCGUAAUUUUAAGCUUGGUAAAUACUCCAAGUAUGCUCCACGCGAGGGCAAUCGUUACGACGGUAUCUAUAAAGUUGUCAAAUACUACCCUGAAAAGGGAAAGUCUGGAUUUGUCGUUUGGAAAUAUUUAUUACGGAGGGACGAUCCGUUCCCCGCUCCUUGGAGCAAGAAUGGUAAAGAACUGGACAUGUUGUAUCCACCGGGUUAUACUGAGCUAGAAGAAUGGAAGAAAAAAGAGUCUGAUGAAAUCAAAAAUGCAAAAAAGAUAGAGACAAAAGGAGCGAAAAGACCGGGUAAGAAAAUUCCUGAGUUAACAACAAUGUUUAAAAAGUAUAAACAGGAACCUUAUAUUCUGGAGCCUGAAUUAAUAAAGUUGAUCAAUCAAGAUGACCAGAAUUUAAAAUUAUGGAGUGAAUGCAGGCAAUUUUUGUCUGAGGGGAAGCAGAAGUUUUUGUCUAAAGUGGAAGAACUCUUUCUUUGCAUCUGUUGUCAGGACAUUGUUUAUUUACCUAUUACAACAAAAUGCAAACACAACAUGUGCCAGGAUUGUUUGAAGAGGUCCUUUUCUGCAGAAAUAUAUACUUGUCCAUGCUGUCGUUCUGACUUAGGAAGAAAAUACAAAAUAACAGUAAACGAGCCAUUAACAUCAGCAUUAAAAUUACUUUUUCCCGGCUACACACAAAACCGAUGAUAAGUUAAAUAAACAAAACAAAACCAUUCCUUCUAAUUGAAAUGUUUAGUGAUUAGUGUUUUAAAUUUGUCACUUUUUGUGUUGAAAUUGUAUCAUUUAAUUUUUUUUUGUAAUACAUAGUAGUAGGACGUUCUUUUUAUAAUAAAGA